Molecule: messenger RNA, 1895 nt
Organism: Rotaria sp. Silwood1
Lineage: Eukaryota; Metazoa; Rotifera; Eurotatoria; Philodinida; Philodinidae
Source: the annotation of a GenBank genome assembly
GUUAUUGUUAUUAAUAACAAAAAAUAACAAUAACUUCUCACCCCUAGAAAUAACUAUGAAAAUAAACUUUAUGAAAUUAUCAACCUUUAUUAAUUUUAUUUCAUUUAUAAGAGAAUUUUUUCACCAGUACGUUGAUUUGGAAAAGAGAAAAGUGUAUAUAAGAGCAAAAACUUGGAUCUUAUCAGACAAAAACCAACGAAUGACUCUUGAACGUCAAAGAAAAACCUCCUGAUUUAGAAAAAUAAUUCUCCUGAAAAACUCCUGAUUUUUUUACAAAAAAACUACUGAUUUCUAAAAUUUGAAUUUGGUAAGCCUAGGCCCGCCCGGUCCGGAAUAAAAAUCUCCCUGGUUGGGGCGGACCGGUUGGCUCGUUUCGAGGCCUGAUUCAUAGUUCAUUAAUACUUCUUAAAAAAAAAUACUGGUCGACCUUGAGAUAUCAAUUAUUACGUUUCUUCUGUUUAUAUCACUAACAUUAAAAGAAAUAAUGUCAUUGGAUAAUAUACCAUUUAAAACAUUGUCAUAAGCACUCGAAGCUCAUAUAGAUAUAGUUGGCUACAGAUCACUCUUUGUUUACAUAUAAACGAACUUUCGUUGAGGUUCAGAACUUAUAGGACAUUCUUUAGGGGGUAUCAAAUUUGAACUACCACAGACCAUGACAAACGUUGUUGAUAUACGAUCAAAGACCGUGUAUCAAUAAUGUCUCGUUACUACUUCCUUAUUGUAUUUCUCGAGGAUUAAGUAAAACAAUAGGAAAGAAAUGUGUUCCAAAAUAGAUAGAAUAAAGUAAUCUCCCUAUAAUUAGCAGUAACAGCUACAUUGUAUUUCACAUUUUAAUUCCGCAAGGAUUGCGUUAAUAAUUUUUUGUUUUUAGGGGUGAACCAAAAACUUGGUAUGGUGUACCAGGUUCAAGUGCUGAAAAAUUAGAAAAUUGUAUGAAAUCAUAUGCUCCAGAAUUAUUUUCUAAAACACCUGAUCUUCUUCAUCAUCUUGUUACAACAAUGAAUCCAUCAGUAUUAAUACGUGAUGGAGUACCAGUUAUUAAAACACAUCAACAUGCUGAAAAAUUUGUUAUAACAUUUCCUCGUGCUUAUCAUGCAGGUUUUAAUCAAGGUUUUAAUUUUGCUGAAGCAAAUAAUUUUUGUCCAACUGAUUGGCUUCCGAUGGGUCGUUGUGCAAUAGAUCAUUAUAAAGAAAUGAAACGUUAUAGUGUAUUUUCACAUGAUGAAUUAAUAUAUAAACUUGCAUCAGAAUGUCAAUAUCUUGAUCCAGAUAUAGGUGAUGCAACAAAAUUUGAACUUGAUUAUAUUGGAGUAACAGAUACUGAUCGAGUUUGUUUUGAAUUAAUGCCUGAUGAUGAAAGACAAUGUGAUGCUUGUAAAACAACAUGUUUCUUAUCAGCUAUAUCUUGUUUAUGUAAACCAAAUAUUCUUGUUUGCAUAAAUCAUGUUGAUCAAUUAUGUUCAUGUUCACCAAAAAAAUAUUGUUUAUGGUAUCGUUAUACAAUUGAUGAAAUGUCAAAUAUGCUUGAUGCAUUACGUGAACGUCUUGAUCUUUGUCAAAAAUGGAAAAUACUUGUUAAUCGACUUAUUUCAAAUGAUCAUCAAAAUCUUAUCGAUUUUAAUGAUAUUGAAAAACAUACGACAUCUGGUGUAUUAUGUUUACGUGAUGAUAUUCGUAUAAAAAUGGAAGAAAAAUUAGCUGAAGCUAUUGAAUAUCGACAAAUGGCAAAAAAUAUUUUAAAACGUAUAACAUGCAAAGAUGAAUUAAUAGAAAAUAAUAAUAAUGAUGAUGAUUUAAAUAAAAAGAAAAAAAAUUUUAAUGAUGAAAAUAAAGUUACAUUAAAUGAUAUAAAUCAAUUAAAAAAAUCGAGUAAAAUCAACUGGUAUUACAUUUAA